GCAACAUUUCCAACUUUCAUAACAAAAGCUCCAUCAUUGUCCUCCACCACAUCAUAACACUCUGAGUACAGAGAUGAUGGGGAGAACAUAUUCAUCAGAGAGUGAUGAAGGCAAUAAUGGUUUGAAGAAGGGGCCAUGGACAACAGAAGAGGAUAGAAAACUGAUAGAUUACAUUGAGAAACAUGGACAUGGAAGCUGGAGGGCACUUCCAAAGCUUGCAGGAUUGAACAGGUGUGGAAAAAGUUGCAGGCUGAGGUGGACUAACUAUCUCAGGCCGGACAUCAAAAGAGGAAACUUCUCUGACCAAGAACAGCAAGUCAUCAUCAAUUUGCAUGCAGUACUUGGGAACAAGUGGUCCACCAUAGCAGGUCAUCUGCCAGGAAGAACUGACAAUGAAAUAAAAAACUUUUGGAAUACUCAUUUGAAGAAGAAGCUCAUGCAAAUGGGGUUAGACCCAGUGACUCACCGUCCUAGAUCUCAUCACCUUAAUCUUCUCUCCUAUCUGCAACAAUUAUUAUCUUCUCUCGCAGCAAAUAAUAAUCAUAAUAAUCAUUGGGACAUCCUUAAUACCAUUCAAACUUUGUCUCCUUCACAAUUAGCCAAACUCCAUUUGCUUUACAAUAUGCUUCAAGCCCUCACAGCUACUACUACUACUGCUGUUGCUGCUGCUGCUACUAUGAGUCUAACUCCAUGCAAUCUGGAGCCACUUGUCAAUCCUAUGAUGAUGACAGAUCAUCUUCUCUUACAAGAACAACAUCAAACCCACGUUGGUACUUUUCCUUCUCUUUCCAACUUGCCAAACGUGGUUGAAGGUCUUCAUCAUCAGCAUCAGCAGCAGCAUCUACCACAAGCGAUUGUGAGUGAUGAUGAGCUUCUUAAGAUAAUGCCAUAUUGUUUUGGUGCUCCAGCAGCAGCUUCCUCUUCGAGCUCUCUUCCUAAUCUGGUUUCGCCCACACCUGAUUGCUCUCCAUCUGUUAACAAAAUGAAAAACCUAAAUGAUGGCACUGAUAUUAUUAAUCGUCCUUCUUCCACUUCAACAACCUUUGAUUCAUUAGGAGAUUUUAUGGGUGAGCAUGCAAGUGAAGCUUACUGGAAACAUCUCUUAGACCAAGAAUCUAACCAGCCAUGGUCGUAAAGGACGAAGCAUUCGUGGUUUAUAUGAAAUGCAAUAACGGGGAUUGUCAUUGUUCUAUACAGAAUAACCAAAGAAUUUUGUUGAUUGUGAAUAUGUUGAUGUAUGUAUUUGAAAAUGUUGAUUUUUGGACUAAAUAAUUAAACUUCCUUGUAUAAAGAAUUAAAGAUCAUGUGAGCUUUUCCUUACAACUUAGAU
Prosopis cineraria is the source of this 1330-nucleotide messenger RNA. Its product is annotated as transcription factor MYB41-like. NCBI's taxonomy places the organism in Eukaryota, Viridiplantae, Streptophyta, Magnoliopsida, Fabales, Fabaceae. Bases 74 to 1135 code for a protein of 353 amino acids. The record is from RefSeq and is a predicted model, not a curated record. The transcript is spliced from 4 exons.